GGACGAAACGACAACGUCCGCUCAAAAUUGCUCACUGGUUCUCAGUCCUCAGGCGUUGUCAUUUCUCUCCGAAGGUCUCGUUCUUGCAAGGGACUUGGUAAAGGCCAUCUUUUUGCACAAUCUUUACCCACAGUGACUCCGCCAAACAUCUUCACUCGUUCUGUUUUACUCCAGACGCAUAAAAGCACCACAUCCAAUGCCAUUGCAGAAUAUCUCACUUGCAGUACAUCGAGGAGAACUCCCUGCUAUACCUUAUUAUCUCUUGUCACCCUCUCCCUAACUUCUCUAUAACAAACACUGCUGCAAUGCCUGCUUCUACACUCAGCCGUAUUGUACUCAUCACCGGUGCGAACCGUAUCGACGGCAUAGGGUUCGCAGCCGCCCGUCAGCUUGCUCUUCAACAUGGUUUCACAGUCCUUCUAGGCUCUCGUAAUCUCUCUCCGUCUCUAGACGAUGCUGUCCAACAGCUGAAGAAAGACGGUGCGAAGAACGGGGUGCAUCCUCUUCAGAUUGACGUAGCUAGCACGGAUAGCGUGCGGAGAGCAGCAACGGAGGUGGAAGAAAAGUUUGGCAAGCUUGACGUUCUGGUGAAUAACGCGGCCAGGGGAAUGCCCGGUUAUAAAGCUACGGAGCACACCAGGGCUCAUUUCGAGGAAGUGUUCGCGGUCAACGUAUUUGGCGUUGUCGGUACCAUCAACGCUUUUGCCCCGUUACUGGCCAAAUCCGCCUCUCCUCGGAUCGUCAAUGUAUCCUCCGGAGCUGGAUCCCUCGGCUUGAUAUCUUCGUUGCCAGGAGUGGGUCCCAUAAUCUAUAGCACCUCAAAAACCGCCCUGAACAUGCUUACGGUCAUGUAUAGCAAGGACCUACCGAAUACGAACGCUCAUUUCAAGGUCAAUUCGGCAUGUCCGGGGCACACUAACACGGCUUUCAGUGGCUACACUGGAGGACGCACGCCUGACGAAGCCGCGGUGGUCAUAACCUGGCUCUCCACGCUUCCAGAAGAUGGGCCGAACGGAGGAUUCUUCUGUGACCACCCACCGUACUCGCAAAAGAACGGGGAUUUCAAGACUGUGGAGUGGUGAUCGAGUACUCCCCUCCUGAUUUUGGUGCCACCGCGCUAGCGGCGGUGUCCUCGUUUUCGAUUCUUGUAUUGGGGUCAUUUACGCCCACAUAUGGUUCAUUUUAAAUCGA
Stereum hirsutum FP-91666 SS1 is the source of this 1191-nucleotide messenger RNA. RefSeq names its product NAD-P-binding protein. The transcript has 5 exons. The record is from RefSeq and is a predicted model, not a curated record. Lineage: Eukaryota; Fungi; Basidiomycota; Agaricomycetes; Russulales; Stereaceae. Gene Ontology annotation, cellular component: membrane. Bases 306 to 1082 code for a protein of 258 amino acids.